UUCUUACAUGCCCGCCCCCUUUCCCCAUUCGGGCACUUAAUCGUCAAUAAUAACUUCUGCUCUCCCGCAAUUCUUCCCACGCCGCACGCCUUGAAUUGCCUCUCCUCUCAUUGAGUUACGCGGACACUUGGGCGCAAUGGAUAUCGCCCUCGAAAUCUGGGACACCUUCAUUGGUGAUCGUCUCUACGCCACUCUUCUUCCCGUGUCCCUCUCCUCGUCGGUCUCGCUUCCCAGCUUCACUACCGUCGCCAAUAGCACACUGUCCUUCUUCGGUGCAUCCCAACCCUAUGUCUAUGAACCGGCCACCCAAUUGAUUUACCUGGAGCCUACCAAGUAUGCCUACAUGAGCGCUUGGCCAAGAAACAACAUUUACCGUCAAUCCCUCAGUUUCUUCUUGAUCGUCUGGUGUCCAAUUAGGAUUUUUGGGAUUAUUGUUUACUUCAUCUCCGCAAGCCUGUCGUACAUUUUCAUCUGGGAUAAGACGACCGUCCAUCACCCCAAGUAUCUCAAAAAUCAAAUUCCUAUGGAAAUCGCCCAGACUAUGCGCUCUAUGCCGGUUAUGUCUCUGUUGACGGCUCCCUUCUUGGUCGCCGAAGUCCGCGGUUACGCAAAGCUCUAUGAUACGUUCUCCGAUGAACCAUUCCCCUACUACAGCAUCCUCCAAUUCCCGCUGUUCAUCAUGUUCACCGAUCUCUGCAUCUACUGGAUUCACCGCGGCUUGCACCACCCGCUCAUCUAUAAGACGCUACACAAGCCUCACCACAAGUGGAUCAUGCCCAGUCCCUUCGCUUCUCAUGCUUUUCACCCACUUGAUGGCUGGUCCCAGAGCGUUCCUUAUCACGUCUUCCCAUUCAUUUUCCCGCUCCAGAAGGUGGCCUAUGUGUUCCUCUUUGGGUUCAUCAACCUCUGGACCGUGCUGAUUCAUGACGGCGAGUACGUUGCCAACAGCCCUGUGAUCAACGGAGCGGCCUGCCACACCAUGCACCACUUGUAUUUCAACUAUAACUACGGCCAAUUUACCACUCUCUGGGAUCGCCUCGGAGGCAGCUAUCGGAAGCCGAACGAGGAGCUCUUCCGCCGCGAGACGAAGAAUGACCAGGAAGAAUGGAAGAGACAGACCAAGGAGAUGGAGACUAUUCUUAAGACCGUUGAAGGUGACGAUGACCGGGCGUAUUUGGCUGAUACACAGACCAAGAAAAACCUAUGAAAUAUGAUCGAGACCUUUAAUGAGGAAUUGUUCUGGAGGUUCUCACCAGGCCCAAGCUUCGUUACCAUCGUUCCUGACCUCAAUCGACUUCGGCAAUCAUCAUGGAGCUACCAGUCAA
Aspergillus sclerotioniger CBS 115572 is the source of this 1325-nucleotide messenger RNA. Its product is annotated as sterol desaturase family protein. Gene Ontology annotation, biological process: lipid biosynthetic process. The transcript is spliced from 2 exons. Gene Ontology annotation, molecular function: oxidoreductase activity; iron ion binding. The coding region runs from base 137 to 1207 and encodes 356 amino acids. NCBI's taxonomy places the organism in Eukaryota, Fungi, Ascomycota, Eurotiomycetes, Eurotiales, Aspergillaceae. The record is from RefSeq and is a predicted model, not a curated record.